AGACUAGAGCUCUGCAUACACUUCCAUUUCUAUCUCGUCUCUCAUCUCUCUCUCUCUCCCUGCUUCGAUUUUCUCUCUCUAGAAACUGUCGCCGGUGGGACGCUGUCGUUUUGUGUUCACCGUUUGCGUGUUUGCUCUGUGGCAGCUGGGGGUGUGUGGGGAGUAGGGGGGCAGAGUGGUAAAUUCGCUUGGACUCCCGCUGAGCUCUAUCGGGUUUGUUGUUGUCUGGAGCCGUCAAAAUAGUAAAGUCAAGCCCUUGUUUAUCGAGGGUAUUGGUGAGUGAUGCUGAACUGGGAAAUGCUGAUGCAGAAGAUAUAGAGUAUUUAGGGUUCCAAACUACAGCUACUUGUUGAUAGAAGAUUAGACAAUGUUGGAGGGUCCAAAAUUUACUGGAAUUAUAGGCCUAAACAAUAACCAUGACAAUUACGAUUUCUCCCAAAAUUUUUAUCGCAAGCUCAAUGAGGGGUCAAAUAUGUCAAUUGAUAGUUACGGGAGCCUGCAGAUGAGCAAUGGUGGAGGUUCUGUUGCCAUGUCGAUGGACAACAGCAGUGUUGGAUCUAAUGAUUCACACACUCGCAUCUUGGGCCACCAGGGACUCAAGCGUGUUAAAAAUUAUUCUGUUGCUGCUAGCGUCAAUCAUGGGAGAGUGUCUCAUGGGCUGAGUGAUGAUGCCUUGGCUCAAGCUUUGAUGGACCCCCGAUAUCCUACUGAGGGCCUUGGUAAUUAUGACGAGUGGACGAUUGACUUGAGGAAACUGAACAUGGGGCCUGCUUUUGCUCAGGGGGCUUUUGGGAAACUCUACAGAGGCACAUAUAAUGGUGAGGAUGUUGCAAUAAAGCUUUUGGAGAAGCCAGAGAAUGAUGUGGAGAGGGCACAGUUGAUGGAGCAGCAGUUUCAACAGGAGGUAAUGAUGCUGGCAAGGCUGAGGCAUCCGAAUAUUGUUCGCUUUAUUGGUGCAUGCCGCAAACCCAUGGUCUGGUGUAUUGUGACUGAAUAUGCUAAGGGAGGUUCAGUGCGUCAAUUCUUGACAAAGCGGCAGAAUCGUUCGGUGCCCCUGAAAUUGGCUGUAAAGCAGGCCUUGGAUGUUGCGAGAGGGAUGGAAUACGUGCAUGGGUUAAACUUGAUUCACCGGGAUCUGAAGUCAGACAAUCUUCUAAUUGCCGCUGACAAGUCUAUUAAAAUUGCGGAUUUUGGAGUAGCGCGUAUUGAAGUACAGACUGAAGGAAUGACACCAGAGACAGGCACAUACCGCUGGAUGGCCCCGGAAAUGAUCCAGCAUAGGCCUUACACCCAGAAAGUUGAUGUAUAUAGUUUUGGUAUCGUGCUGUGGGAACUUAUCACUGGUAUGCUUCCCUUCCAGAAUAUGACUGCUGUUCAGGCAGCAUUUGCUGUUGUCAACAAAGGUGUCCGGCCGACCAUUCCCAAUGACUGCCUUCCGGUUCUAAGCCAGAUCAUGACUCGUUGCUGGGAUGGGAAUCCCGAUGUUAGGCCUUCCUUCAGUGAAGUAGUCAGGAUGCUCGAAGCUGCGGAGACUGACAUCAUGACGACCGUCAGAAAGGCUCGUUUCAGGUGCUGCAUGAGCCAACCGAUGACUACUGAUUGAUGCAGACAAUAAAGUAAAGAAUUGGAAAGGGGAACUGAUUUUGUGUCAGCUUUGUGUAUGUAUCAGGCUUAAUUUGUUUCUUAAGAUAGAAAAAGAAAAAGGGGAGAAAGUCUAUGAUAACUGCUUGUUUUGUGUUGUCUUUUUUUCUUCCUAAAAUUCUGGAUUUAAGAUACUGAAUUAGUGCUAAUAGAGGAGAUUUGAUGUGUAUUUAUGCAUCUUGUGUUGUAUCUAAUAGUUACCGUCUUUAGUUCCAUCUAUGUUGAGCAACUAUAGCAGGUGUCUCAGGAAAGGCUUCCAGCGAGUGCCCGUUCUUGUUCUUUGAUCUUGGAUAUUGCAGGUCUAUUCUCGGCGACUCUUGUCAAUUGAUAUCACACCUCUAA
This is a messenger RNA of Sesamum indicum (sesame), 1983 nucleotides long. Its product is annotated as serine/threonine-protein kinase STY13. The record is from RefSeq and is a predicted model, not a curated record. Gene Ontology annotation, cellular component: cytoplasm. Gene Ontology annotation, molecular function: ATP binding; protein kinase activity. NCBI's taxonomy places the organism in Eukaryota, Viridiplantae, Streptophyta, Magnoliopsida, Lamiales, Pedaliaceae. Gene Ontology annotation, biological process: protein phosphorylation; signal transduction.